AUGCGACCAGAAAGCCGCAACAGUUUUACAAUCGCGAUUGUCUGCGCCCUUCCACUCGAGGCCGACGCGGUCGAAAUUCUUUUCGAUGAAAUAUAUGAUCGGCUGGGAAGACACUAUGGCAAGCAACACGGUGACGCAAACGCAUAUAUUAAUGGAAGGAUCGGCAAGCAUGAUGUGGUCCUGUGCUACAUGCCAGGAAUAGGCAAGGGAAGUGCCGCAACUGUCGCUUCCAGCCUACAAGUUAGCUACACGGGAAUCGAACUUGCUCUUGUUGUUGGUAUCUGCGGAGGCACGCCACAGCCAUCUAAAUCUCAGGAUAUAUUCCUGGGCGAUGUUAUUAUCAGUGAUUCAGUGAUUGAAUAUGAUUUUGGCAGACAGUACCCUUGUGGCUUUCAGCGGAAGACUGGUGUCAAAGACACCCUGGGCAGGCCGAGCCGGGAGAUUCGGACUCUGUUAAAUGGCUUGCGCACCGAUAAUAGCGGUAUUGAGCUUCAGAACAAGGCGGAACAAUAUCUUCGCGUUCUCCAGCAAAAGGGGGCGAAGUGGAGUCAUCCAAGGGUUAAUGACGUUGUUUUUAAGCCUUCAUAUAUUCAUAAGCACUCUGACUAUACCUCUCUUGGGAUGUGCUCCUGUUUUGGAGGUGCCUCACCAGAUCAAAUCUGUGAGGAGGCACUAGAAGCAGAUUGUGACGACCUUGGUUGCGACAAAGGCCAAAUCAUCCGACAUCGAGAGGUCUUGGAAGCCAUCCCGACCUCCAUUCAUAUCGGACCAGUUGUUUCCGCAGACACGGUCAUGAAGUCUGGACAGCAUCGCGAUGAAAUUGUUAAGAAAGAGAAGGCCAUUGGCUUCGAGAUGGAAGGGGCUGGAGUAUGGGACAAUAUUCCAUGUAUCAUCAUCAAGGGCGUGUGUGACUAUGCCGAUAGUCAUAAGAACAAGCUGUGGCAGGCAUACGCAGCAGCAACUGGAGCCUCGGUGAUGAAGGCUUUCUUGGACUACUGGAGGCCCGCAAACAACAAAGUCUUUGAAUUUAGUGACAAGCACAAGGCAUGCCUCGCGAAUCUAUUCAUCACAGACCCAGAAGAGGACCUGAACAAACUAAAGAGGAGAAAAGGAAACCGCACAUCAGGGACAGGUAGCUGGUUCUUGGAAUCAGACGAAGUCAAAUCAUGGUUUCGACAAGCUCAAUGCAUGAGCGACGUAGAACAAAACCUCCUGUGGCUGUACGGCAAUCCUGGAAUCGGCAAAUCCACGAUGGCCAUGACCCUUGCCGAAGAACUGCCAAGGAAAGACUAUUUCAGCAACGGAGACAAUAUUAUCUCUUUCUUCUUUUGCGAUUCCGGCUCUGAACAUCAUAGAAAGGCGACCUCCAUACUACGUGGUCUUCUAUACCAAAUUAUCAAGCAAUGCCCGCCUUUCAUUGAACAGAUCAUGUCAAGAUAUGAUGUUCAGGGAGAGCGGCUAUUCACGUCGUUUGACGCACUAUGGGCGGUACUGAUGGAGAUAAGCCGAGGGUCUAGGGGUGUCGAGAUAUAUUGCAUCGUUGACGCUCUCGACGAAUGUGAAGACGAGUCACAGAAGAUAUUGCUUCAACAAAUCUACCUAUUGUUCGGAAGAGCAACAGACGCUAGUUUGGCCACAUCCAGCCUGCAUUUUUUGAUCAUCAGUCGUCCGUACUCUCAGAUUAGGGAUCGUCUAUCUGUUUUCAGAUCCAUAGACUUGGGCUCAUGCAAUGAGAUAACUGAUGACCUUAGAGCCGUGAUUCAAGAUAAGGUUCAGGACCUUGCGAGGCGGAAAAAUUACUCUGAGUCAGUUGCGCGAAGAGUGUCACAGCUACUGGAAGCAAAGGCCGAUGGGACGUUUUUAUGGGUCGGCAUCGCCUGUAAGGAGUUGGAAGACGUGCAGUCAAGGGAGGCAGUCAAGACACUAGAAGCUUUGCCAAGCGGAUUAUAUGACAUAUACAAAGACUUGCUCAGUGCGGCCAUCACGCCCAGCAGUCCAGAUGAUUAUCCACGGUUAAAGCGGUUAUAUGUGGUUGUCAAGUUUGCGUUACAACCCGUGACGAUAGCUGAAAUAGCCGAAGCAUGCCAACUCUUGGGCGAGGAUCUAAGUAGUCGCCUUCAGUUCACCCGAGAAACCAUCGACUUGUGCCGCUCAUUGGUUGUUGUUGACAGCGGCUACGUACGACUGUUGCAUACGUCUGUCCAGGAAUUCUUGAUAACUGAGCUGCACGAAAUGAAAGCUGCCGGUAAUCUUUGA
Messenger RNA from Aspergillus puulaauensis, 2256 nucleotides. RefSeq lists its product as uncharacterized. The record is from RefSeq and is a predicted model, not a curated record. Lineage: Eukaryota; Fungi; Ascomycota; Eurotiomycetes; Eurotiales; Aspergillaceae. Bases 1 to 2256 code for a protein of 751 amino acids. The transcript is spliced from 2 exons. Gene Ontology annotation, biological process: nucleoside metabolic process. Gene Ontology annotation, molecular function: catalytic activity.